This is a messenger RNA of Phyllopteryx taeniolatus (common seadragon), 5876 nucleotides long. RefSeq names its product clustered mitochondria (cluA/CLU1) homolog a (gene cluha). Gene Ontology annotation, cellular component: cytoplasm. Gene Ontology annotation, biological process: intracellular distribution of mitochondria. The record is from RefSeq and is a predicted model, not a curated record. Gene Ontology annotation, molecular function: mRNA binding; protein binding. Bases 207 to 4379 code for a protein of 1390 amino acids. NCBI's taxonomy places the organism in Eukaryota, Metazoa, Chordata, Actinopteri, Syngnathiformes, Syngnathidae. The transcript is spliced from 27 exons.
CAAGCGAGCAAAGGCAAACAGGUCAAGAGGCGGAGAGGAGGAAAGCACGUGUGAGCCACACAGCAUUGUCCUUCCUUAGCACACUUGGUUUUCCCUAAGUCUGUCUCCUUCGCAUGUAGACUAACACAAGGGCCCAACGCACACCAAGCCGUCUUGUCAAUAGCUCUUCUCCAAUACUGUCACGUCGCUUGUUUGUCUUUUUGACCAUGGUGAGCAAGACGGACGACACCACGGCUUCAGCGCCAGGCUGCGGUCCGGUUGAUGUUGCGGAGGAAGCCGGGGAUGGAGCUCAGGACGCCCACGAGAGCAGCAGGACGCAUUUGAAGGAAACGUGCGGCUGCGACACAGUCAUGGUGAAUGGUGGAGCGGCACAUGAGCACACGGAGGAGAUGGAAUCAAAGAAGGAUGGGCACAGUGAAGUUAAUGGUGGUGACGAGUCCAACGAGCAGGAGGUGAUCGUCAUCCAGGACACGGGCUUCACCGUAAAGAUCCAGGCACCUGGAGCGGAGCCCUUUGACCUCCAGGUGUCUCCUCAGGAGAUGGUGCAGGAGAUCCAUCAGGUGUUGACUGAUAGAGAGGACACCUGCCACCGCACCUGCUUCUCUUUGCAGCUGGACGGAAACGUACUGGCCAACUUCGCUGAGCUCAAGUCCAUUGAAGGCCUGCAGGAAGGCUCGCUGCUCAAAGUAGUGGAAGAGCCAUACACAGUGCGUGAAGCCCGGAUCCACGUGCGUCACAUCAGAGACCUGUUGAAGAGUCUGGACCCGUCAGAUGCCUACAAUGGGGUGGACUGCAACUCUCUGUCCUUCCUCAGUAUCUUCACAGAUGGAGACCUUGGAGAUAGUGGGAAGCGGAAGAAAAAGGGCAGCGAGCUGGAGCAGAUUGACUGUACCCCGCCGGAGCACAUUCUCCCUGGCAGUAAAGAGCGCCCGCUGGCACCCCUUCAGCCACAGAACAAGGACUGGAAGCCCAUGCAGUGCCUGAAGGUCCUGACCAUGAGCGGCUGGAACCCUCCCCCCGGUAAUAGGAAGAUGCAUGGCGACCUCAUGUACCUGUACAUCGUGACAGUAGAAGAGCGCCACGUCAGCAUCACUGCCUCUACACGCGGCUUCUACCUCAACCAGUCCACUACCUACACCUUCAACCCUAAACCAGCCAACCCUAGUUUCUUGAGCCAUUCUCUGGUGGAACUACUGAGCCAGAUCAGCCCUGCCUUUAAGAAGAACUUCACUGCUCUGCAAAAGAAAAGGGUCCAGAAGCAUCCGUUCGAGCGAAUAGCCACACCUUUCCAGGUGUACAGCUGGACGUCACCCCAAGUGGACCAUGCCAUGGACUGUGUUCGGGCUGAGGACGCCUACACCUCCCGCUUGGGUUAUGAGGAGCACAUACCAGGACAGACAAGAGAUUGGAAUGAGGAGUUUCAGACAACAAGAGAGUUUCCUCGGAAGAACCUGCCGGAGCGCCUGCUGAGGGAGCGAGCGAUUUUCAAGGUCCACAGCGACUUUGCAGCAGCGGCCACUCGCGGUGCCAUGGCAGUCAUCGACGGAAAUGUAAUGGCCAUCAACCCUGGUGACGAAACGCACAUGCAGAUGUUCAUCUGGAACAACAUUUUCUUCAGCCCGGGCUUUGACGUGCGAGACCAUUAUCGCGAGCUGGGUGGGGACGCUGCCGCCCACGUCGCACCCACCAACGACUUGAAUGGUGUGAGAGCGUACGGGGCAGUGGAUGUGGAGGGACUCUAUACACUGGGCACAGUGGUGGUGGACUACAGAGGCUACCGUGUCACCGCCCAAUCAAUCAUCCCUGGCAUCCUGGAGCGCGAGCAGGAGCAGAGCGUCAUCUAUGGCUCCAUCGACUUUGGAAAGACAGUUGUGUCUCACAGCAAAUACCUGGAGCUUCUGGCGAAGACAAGCAGGCCCCUCAAAGUGCAGCGAUACAAUGUGCUCAAUGAGAAGAACGAGGCCGUGGAACUUUGCUCGUCGGUCGAAUGUAAGGGCAUCAUUGGAAAUGAUGGCCGUCACUACAUUCUGGACCUUCUUCGCACCUUCCCCCCUGACCUCAACUUCCUUCCCGUGGAGGGAGAAGAGGUAGCUCCAGAGUGUCAGCACCAGGGUUUCCCCCGCCAGCACCCCCACCGCCUCGCCUGCCUUCGCCAAGAACUCAUUGAGGCCUUUGUCGAGCACAGAUAUCUUCUCUUUAUGAAGAUGGCCGCGUUACAACUCAUGCAACAGAAAGCCAACAAAAACGGAAAAAUUCCAGCCAUCACUCAAACCUCCGAAACAGACACCAAUGCUGAUGAAGCACAAACCACUGCCUCAGAUUCAAGCACGCAGGUCUCUACAGAUGUCCCGGUCCAAACAAAUAGCAGUCUCAGUGUGACUGACAGGGAUGAAAUGACCUCGAAGGCCGCUACCAAUGGGCCUCUGGAGCCUACAGCAACACAGAAUGGGGAGUGCAAGAGCCCACUGGAGGGUAAGGAGCUUGAGGAAAGUAUUCCAGGAUUAGCUCAGGCCAAAGAGCUGGCGGAGACCUUAGUUGGUGAAGAUGGAUCUGGUAUUGACCUCAAAAGCCGCGAGGUCGUCCUUAAUGCUUGCAAGGCUGUCGGCUCCAUCAGCAACACGUCCUUCGACAUCCGCUUCAACCCUGACAUCUUCUCUCCAGGAGUACGUUUCCCAGACGACAGCGCAGAUGACAUCCAGAAACAAAAGCAGUUACUCAACGAUUCUGCUGCUUUCCUUGUUUCCUGCCAGAUUCCAUCACUGGUUAAAGACUGUUUGGACCAAAGCGCUCUGCCCAUGGAUGGAGCCACUCUAACAGAGGCCUUGCACCAGCGAGGCAUUAAUGUACGGUACUUGGGCACUGUGCUGGAGUUUGUGGACAAGACUCCUGCCAAAGCCCAGCUGGAACACUUCUAUAGAAUGGGAAUCAUUGAAUUGAUCACCAGAUGUGCAAAACAUAUCUUCAAGACAUACCUCCAGGGUGUAGAGCUGUCAGCUCUCUCUGCCGCUGUAAGCCAUUUCCUAAACUGUUUCUUGAGCUCCUUCACGGAUGCUGUCGCUCACCUGCCGGCUGACGAGCUCGUGUCGCGACGGAAAAACCGAAAGAGGCGCAAUAAGGUUCCUGGAAGUGGAGACAACACUGCGUGGGCCAGCCUGACACCAAGCGAGUUGUGGAAGAACAUUGCCUCUGAAGCACAGAGUUACUAUCACUUCACCAUCCAAUGUGAAAAUGUGGACCAGGUGGUGGAGAAAUACAGUCUUCAGAAAAUCACUUUGCUCAGAGAAAUAUCAGUCAAAACAGGCAUCCAAAUUCUGAUAAAGGAGUAUAACUUCGACAGCCGCCACAAGCCUACUUUUACAGAAGAAGACAUCCUUAAUAUUUUCCCUGUGGUAAAACAUGUCAACCCCAAAGCCUCAGACGCCUUCCACUUCUUCCAGAGCGGCCAGGCCAAGGUGCAGCAAGGAUUUUUGAAGGAGGGGUCUGAGCUGAUCAAUGAGGCCCUCAACCUCUUCAACAACGUGUACGGAGCAAUGCACGUGGAAAUCUGUGCCUGCCUCCGCCUCUUGGCUCGCCUUAAUUACAUCAUGGGGGACCACGCUGAGGCACUCAGCAACCAACAAAAGGCUGUUCUGAUGAGCGAAAGAGUUCUUGGCAUCGAGCACCCUAAUACAAUUCAAGAAUAUAUGCAUUUGGCUCUGUACUGCUUUUCCAACGGACAGCUGUCCACUGCAUUGAAGCUGCUAUACAGAGCUCGAUACCUCAUGUUACUGGUGUGCGGGGAAGACCACCCAGACAUGGCGCUGCUAGAUAGUAACAUUGGAUUGGUAUUGCACAGUGUGAUGGAAUACGAUUUAUCUCUGAGAUUCCUGGAGAAUGCUUUGGCCAUCAACUCAAAGUACCAUGGACCCCGGUCACUCAAAAUAGCGCUCAGCCAUCAUCUCGUCGCAAGAGUUUACGAAAGCAAAGCAGAGUUCCGCUCUGCGCUUCAGCAUGAAAAGGAAGGCUACACUAUUUACAAAAACCAGAUGGGCGAGGCUCACGAGAAAACCAAGGAAAGCUCAGAGUACCUGAAGUGCCUCACCCAACAGGCUGUGGCCUUGCAGAGAACAAUGAAUGAGAUCUACAAAAAUGGCUCCAGUGCCAGCAUCACUCCCCUCAAGUUCACUGCUCCCAGCAUGGCCAAUAUCUUGGAACAGCUCAACAUCAUCAAUGGCAUCAUUUUUAUCCCUCUAAGCCAAAAAGAUCUGGAGAACCUGAAAGCUGAGGUGCAGCGACGGCAGCAGCUGCAGGAGCCACAGAAGAAUGAGCAACUGGAGAAGAGUGAGCAACCUACAGAGGAUAGCCUGCUGGAACUAGAGGACAAAAUUCCCGUUGAUUAAUUUCCAAAAGCACACAACAUAGUUACUUUUUUUGCUUUACAAAGGGUGAAGACCGUGUCGUAACGGUCUUGUCAUUAUGCCCGCUGACCCAGGAACUGAGCAAACUAUAUCAGCAUUGAAAUAAUAAUAAUAAAAAUAAAUGAAUACAUAAAAAAACAUAAGGGGAUAUACAAUAUGUUUGAAGGGGCCAGAGAAUACACUUUAUGAUGUGUAGGACAAAGGAAAACUGAGUAGGAAAGUCCUACAACGUAGGAGGGGGGGUACAAACAUCCAAUCCAUGUAACAUGCAGCGUGAGGAAAUCCUACCAAGGGGUGUUAAGUAAUCUGGGCGCAUAGAACUCAGGAGAUGCCAGUUGUGGACUCAAGAGUGACAUUAUAUACCUGAGCCUUAUCCAUUGUAUUACAAGGCCAAGUUACUUCCCCAAACGCAGUGCUGUUAGCCCAUGACCAUGUGUGGCUUCCUGGAGCCUUGAAGAGCGAGACUAGGCUAUCCUCUACUUGGCACUAAAAUCAGAUACAAAUUGACAGCAGGCCUUGUAUUUAUUAGAAUGUAAUGCUCCUAAUUUUCCACACCCCUUAUGGUUAUUUAAUUGAAUCUCAUCAUUUGUGCUGUUUGCUGAGUCCUACAAACAGUAAACCCGUGGACUCUUUUGCUGGACCCCCCCUCCCCCAUCACUGAAACACACAGGAAUAUUAUGACGGCAUUUUAGACCUGUUAAUUUAAGCCAUGACUGUUUUAUAGAAAAUGUAUAGAAUGGAAAAAAAAAGUAUAAAUCUAUAUCAGAUUUAAGUGUUCUUGCUUAAUGAAAAAGCUCCAUAAACCAUCCUCUUGAAGGCAGAUUCCUCAAUGUACUAACUGUGUUCAAUCUUCUAUUUUUACACAUUGAGAAGACUGUGCAUGUAUGUUUGGAUGUGAGUCUUUUCAUAAUCCAACAGGACCGCUGACGAGAGGUGUGACGUGAACAUUGGCUUUCCAAAUGUUUUAUUUUUCUAUGCAUAGUUGUCAUGUUAGAUGGCUGCCGCAAAAUUAGCCUCUUCUCAUUAUUGGACAGGUGCUCAACAAUUGUUGUAGUGACAGGUCCUGGUUUUCCGUGUGUGUGUUUUCACAUGUAAGCUGCCCAGAGAGCAAUAUGGAGGAAUAUGUUUGCAAGUUUUCAGCACCAAUGAAAAGGGACAACAGCAGUUUUGAUUGAGAUGUACCCAAAAAAAAAAAAAAAAGACUGACAGUUUGUGCUUGUAUACAUGCAAUGUAACUCUGCUGAGGCAAUGUGUAACUUAGUCUGCCGUGUAUAAAUGUUUGUGAUUAAAGAAAUAUAGAGAUGGUGCUGGAAAUUAUAUUUAGAAAUGCUAAAUGAAGAUGUGAAUAAUACCUUAAAGGAUACAACGUUAUAUGCUCGCACUCGAAGGAAGUCAUUGCAAUCAUUUUCCCGCAUGUUCAGGAGUCAGAAGUGGAGGCAGGUGAAUAUUUUCUUUAUAAAGGUGAUUUAUGUAUCUUAA